GCACCUAAAACGCACGAAACCCUAUAAAUUAUUUGGUUUGCAAAGGAAAUGGAUUCAAACAAUGAAAGCAGUAUUGAAAGGUCUUGUGGUAUUUAUCUGGUGGAAAAAAUAGUUGGCGUUUAUGUUGGAGAGGAUAACAAGCGAUAUUACAAUGUAAAGUGGGCAGACUCAUGGGAGCCAGAAGACAAUCUUUCAGAAUCAUGUCAAAGAUUAAUUAAAGAUUUUUGGAAAGAAAAAACAAUUGAUCCACUAUUGGGUAAAGAUGUCUCAAUAUCAGAAAUAAAGGCUGGUCAACGAGUUGUUAUUAAAUCAAACAAAGAGGAUAAAGAUAAUUUUGAUCAUCCACCUGUUGAUUCUUCUGAUUUAAAUGUUAUUAAUAGAUCUGCAGAAAGUUUGGAAGUGAAAUAUACAGAUAAUAAUAACUUCAAACUCACAGAUAGGAUUACUAAAAUAAUUUUAAUUAAAUCAGAGCAGAAUGAGGAUGUGACCAAAGACUUAUCAAACAGCAAAGAGUUUGUUAAAUAUGACUCAACUGUUACACUGAGCUCAACAGCAACUCAGACAGAGGUCUUGGCACUGCAGAAUGAUAAAAAGUCACAGGAUACAACAGUGCUUGACGAGUCUGGAAAUACCAGCACGGAAUUAACUUGUGUUUGUUUAUCACCAAAGUCUGUCCAUAAUGAUAUUUCAGAUGUUAGUAGCGAAUCAAUUUCACAGAUUAAUUUUGAUACUGAAGACUCAUCAAGCACCUUGAGUAAAACACCUUCAUUCUUACCAAUUAAUAUUGAUUGUGAUACAGAUGUAAUAAAUCUUGAUGAUGAUGACUUAGAAAUUACAGCAACGUUGACAACGCCAACUCGGAAACGAGGCCGCUCGUUUUCAAAUAACACUUAUAGUAACUGCAACACUACAUUUGCGAGGGUUGACAAAACUCAGAUAUUUGAUUACAGUCCUUCCAGAAAUCAUAGCAAUAGUUUUAAUCGGAUGUGUAUGACUAACCCAGUCAAAAGUACUUGUCCGAUUGUUCUUAAUAAAAAACCUAGAUCGUGCAGCGAGGAGCGAAACGGAAACAGAGUAACAUCAAACUCCAUGCUUUUUCAUCCUCGCCGAUUAUUGCAAUAUUCAAGUCAAGAAAGUGAAAGCGAAGAUUACUCACCUUCCUCUUCAAAAUCAAACGAAAAAUCCCAACAUAAAAAGCAACGACCACGAAAUCAAUGCAUAAGUAAAUCGUCUUUGUUGCGUGCAAGAAAAUUAAAAACACCUGGUAAUCCUACUUUAAAGCCGUUGCAUACACACAAAACAAUAUGCAAUACAAUAACAAGUAUUGAUCAAUGCAACAGCGAGUUAGAAACUUCGUCAAGCAAUAGUGGUACUCAAACGUUACCAGGUCGCACUUGUAAUCUUUGUAAUAUCACAUUUAACAACAUCACGCUUGCUAGACGACAUAAUAAUCUUAUUCACGGACAAAAGUACAACAGUAGCUCUUCAACAUGUACUAUUUGUUGUGGAGUUUUUCGGAACUCCCGUGAAUUAAAGUCGCAUAUGUUACUUCAUGGAGACACUGAAAAGCUUUACAAAUGUGACAUAUGUCUUCUAACGUUUAAGCAUCGCUCUGUUCUAAAGCAACACUUAUUAAUACACUCUGGAGAUUUGCCUUACGAAUGCGAAAUAUGUCAAAAACGCUUUCGUCAACAAGGUCAUCUAGUUACACAUAUGGCUCAGCAUGAUGAUAAUAUGAACCUGACAUGCCCUCGUUGUAUUAUUGAGUUUUCAAAUUUAUCAUUAUAUUCUAAACAUAUGAUCGAACAUAAUAGCGAGCUGGCAUUUCAUUGCGAAUUAUGCGAAGAGAGUUUUCAAGUAAAAAAUGAUCUGAAAUUGCACCUACAAGCUCACGAUGAUGGUAAACCGUUUUUCUGCCAUGUUUGUAAAAAGUCAUUUAAGACUAAAGGUUACUUACUCGGACAUAUUCAUAUGCAUAAAAAUCGCGUUAGUUAAGUAAUUAACACGAGAUUUAUGCAUUCUUUAAAUUAUGAAACAUUGCUAUAAUUUUAUUUCUGAUUAACUUUGUUAAUCAGAAACUUUUUA
Messenger RNA from Hydra vulgaris (swiftwater hydra), 2085 nucleotides. Its product is annotated as zinc finger protein 454. Gene Ontology annotation, cellular component: nucleus. Lineage: Eukaryota; Metazoa; Cnidaria; Hydrozoa; Anthoathecata; Hydridae. Gene Ontology annotation, biological process: regulation of transcription by RNA polymerase II. Gene Ontology annotation, molecular function: DNA-binding transcription activator activity, RNA polymerase II-specific; RNA polymerase II cis-regulatory region sequence-specific DNA binding. The record is from RefSeq and is a predicted model, not a curated record.